AUCAGUGCCCAUUCGAUUUUUAAAACUGUUCAGGAAACUACUUUUUUAUUGUUUUGUAACACCUCUAACGAAAUGAGUGUCAGACAUGUUGUGUUGCUGUGCUUGGUUCUUGUUCAUGUGACAAUUUCCCAAGCUCGACAUCCACCAAGGGAGAAGUCAAUUUGCCCACAUGGCACAGUAGGCAACUGUCUUGGCUUCGCCAACCAACAGUGUCCUCCCAACGGCGAGUGUCGCCGGGUAUCAGGGACGUUCGGUAUUUGCUGUCGAAUUCCUGACCCACCAGUGUGCGGUUGCCGACAUGGUCAGCGCGGUAUCUGUGGGGGUAUCGCUAACUUGAGGUGCCCACGUGGUACCACUUGUCAAUGCUCCCCGAACCCGCCUUUUCCAGACUCGAACGGAAAGUGCUGCCGAUCACGUCCAGUUUACGGGUAUAACGAUCACGACGACCGAUAGCGUACAUAUCGAUUUGAACUUCCAUUGAUAUUAUUUCAUGGGACAUGACUUAAAAUAAACUUCC
This is a messenger RNA of Mya arenaria, 517 nucleotides long. RefSeq lists its product as uncharacterized. The transcript has 4 exons. Lineage: Eukaryota; Metazoa; Mollusca; Bivalvia; Myida; Myidae. The coding region runs from base 73 to 453 and encodes 126 amino acids. The record is from RefSeq and is a predicted model, not a curated record.